AUGAAAGCGCUAGAAAGUCUAGGCCACGAUCCAAAUGCGUGGGGACCUAUGAUGAUUCACAUAAUUUGCACGAAACUAAAUUCAGCUACACUGCGCGCAUGGGAAGUACAGGCGCCGAAAUCUGAAAUAUCAAACGUUUCCGAUUUAAUACAAUUUUUAAAUAAACGCUUUCAAGUAUUAGAAGCCGUAGAAGGAGCUCAAAACUUACACGGAAAAGCUGAACAAAAAACAAGAGCAGCAGACCAAAAAGAAAAAAAAUACCAGCGUAGAACUCAAGCGUCAAUGCAUGUUACUACUUCUAAAUUUAAAUGUUAUAUGUGUGAACAAAACCAUGCGAUAUAUCGAUGUCCAAAAUUUAUAGGUCUCGGCGUCCGCGAACGACAAGUACAGGUAGACAAAUUAGGCAUUUGUGCAGUAUGCCUAAGUCGACACUUGGGAGAUAAAUGUAAAUUUAAUGGCUGCAAAAAAUGUGGGGAGAAGCAUAAUACGUUGCUUCAUGAUCAAAAGGCACCAGAAAUAACCGCCGAAACGUCGAUAAGUACACAUGCUACGCGUAGCCCCAUAAAACAAUUUUUGUUAUCAACCGCGAUAAUUAAAAUUGAAGGUCGAUCGAAAGAAAUAUUUCACGCGCGCGCGUUGUUGUACUCAGGUUCUCAAUGUAAUUUUGUAACCAAUGAUUUAGCACAAAAAUUACAAUUGCCGCGCAAACGGGUGAAAUUUUCUAUUUCAGGUGUUGAUAAUUCAAUGAGUCAAGCUCAUUAUUCAGUAAAAACUACUAUUCAUAGUAAAGAUAUGGCCUAUAGCGGUGAAUUCGAAUUUCUAACUUUACCUAAAAUUACGACAAACUUACCUAUGCAAAGUUUUGACACGACAAAAUUAAGUUUACCUAAUUAUAUAAAUUUGGCCGAUCCAACGUACGCAAUUCCGGGUAAAAUAGACGUAUUAAUUGGUGCCGAAUGUUUUUAUGAUAUUAUACGUCCUGGAAAAUAUAAAGCUGCGGAAAAUGGUAUUAUAUAUCAAGAAAGCGAAUUAGGUUGGAUUGCCGCCGGCUCCACACACAAUUUAGCGCAAACCGCCGUAAAAUCAUUCGUCACGAUGACUAAGUUGAUGGAAGACAGCGCCAACCUGAAUGAGCAGAUAGCAAAAUUUUGGCAAAUUGAAGAUACCAGCAAAACACCACAGGAUUAG
Molecule: messenger RNA, 1188 nt
Organism: Aphis gossypii (cotton aphid)
Lineage: Eukaryota; Metazoa; Arthropoda; Insecta; Hemiptera; Aphididae
Exons: 1
Coding region: 1-1188 (395 amino acids)
Source: RefSeq, a predicted model, not a curated record